AUGAAUAAUCCACCUCCAUCUGUCAAUAGUCUUCUAACCAGCAUAAAAUCCACUGUUGAAUUAUUGAUUCAAUUUCGCGGUGAUUCCUUAACCACAAAAUAUGGUGCAAUUGAAAGACUACGAUUGGCUAUUUUAGCAAUUUUAUCUCAUGGUCUUAAACAAAAUACUCAAGAUAUCUAUGAACAAUUAUGGCAAUUAAUUGUUCGUUUAAAUGCAAAUUCUCAGCGAUAUAUUCAUUUGUUACAAGAUAUAUAUCAUAAAGAAAAUAUUCGACAAUCGGUUGAACAAUGGAUUGAUCAAUCAGUUAUAAGUCAAUGCUUAUCUCAACAAUUAUCCUGUGCUGAACAUGAUCAUGAUUUACUUGAACAAUAUUAUUAUCCUCAUGCGUUUACGCGAAUUCUACCAUUUUAUCACGCAUUUCUUAUUUGUAUACGAACGGUUGAAUACAGUGAUCCAUCAUUACUUGUCAAUAUUGAUCCUAAAUUGUCGAUUGUUGGAUUUUAUCCUAUACCAUCAGCAAACGAUGCUACAAAUCAAUCAAAUAUAUCACCAUCAUCAUCGACCGUCGUCUCAAAUGGAAAAUCUAAAGAUGACACCCAACAAAAACUUCGUUCUCUCGGUCAACAACGUAUUCUUCAUCGUCGGAUACAUAGUGACCCUAUUUUUUCUAUUCCGAAAGAUUCAAUUAGUGCGAAUCGUUCACAUGUUGCAUCACCAUCACCAUUGGAUCAACCGAUAUAUGAUGAAAGUGUAGUACAACCACAAUACAACAUUCCAAAUAUAUCCUAUUUUCAAUCAGAUGAAUAUGGCUCAUACGGAUCCAGUUAUGGUUCUCGUGGUGAUAUAUUUGAUCAGAAUAAACAAACGAAAAUAACAUUGGGAAAAGCAACAAACUCGAAAAGUCCCAAUAGACAAUCAAUAUCAAGUGAAAUUACAAUUAUUGAUGAGCCGACUAACGCUCUGUAUACAAAUCGAUUAUCGACAAUUAUGAAUAAUGAUGAAACUAUACUUUCAGUGGGUUCUACAUCACCGAUGGAUCGAAGUAUUACGAUGUCUGCCACCGAUUAUCCAGCGCGAACCUCACGACUUCCUCAUUCUUCAUUACUUUGGCCACGAAAAGGUCAAACAUUAGAUAAUUAUAUACGUGAAUGUGAUUUGAAAACUCAAACGGAUGUUGAAAAAGAGAAUGCUCACUUUUAUUUCAGUGAAGCGAUUAUAUCAGCUAUUGAACAAAUUAAAUUUACUCAACAGUGUAACAAAUAUUUUGGUCAAUCAUGGUCAUCGUCAAUAGCUAACAUAAUAUCACCCUGUGAAACAGCACAUACAUCAUCAUCCGUUAGUAGUUCAUCACCGCCAUCGCAACAAUAUAUUCCAUGUAAUUCAAAAUUACUAUCGAAUACUGAAACAAAAAAUUUAAUUACACAACAACAUGAUGAAAUGACAGAAUCAACUACAGAUUCAAGUGAACCGCCGAAUAAUUUUGAUUGGUCAAUUCGUAGUUCAAUAUUAAGUUUAAACUUGCAAGAAUCAUCCGCUGAAGCAAUAGCAUUAGCACUAAUGGAAACAUGGAAAAAUUUCAAAGUUCCCACAGCACCCGAACUCUUCUGGAUGAUUCCGCACGAUGAGGAUUUACCACAAGAGUUACUACCCCUUCCCGAUGGAAUAUCUAUCGAUCCAAGUGAAGAUUAUCUUUCGAAUGAAGAUGGUCAAAGAAUUCUAUGUCGUGGUAAUAGUCAAUGGGCACCACCACGUGAACAAUUGAUCUUUCAUAUACACCAACCUCCUAAUCGUGAUUUCCAACUAAAAAAGCAAGGUUACCUAUGUGCUGGUUGUGGACGUCAUGUUGAAAAAGGGUUUGCAUAUCGUUAUAGAUAUUGUGAAUAUACAGGCAAAUAUUUUUGUCGUAGUUGUCAUUCUGAUAAAAAGACUUUUUUACCAUCAUACGUAAUAACAAAAUGGGAUUUUUCAAGCAAACAUAGUGUAUCGAAUUUUGCAUUUGACUAUUUGAAUCGCAUAUAUAGUGAACCAACAUUCAAUGUGAAUGAUCUUAAUCCCAAAUUAUUUGAGAAAAAUAAACAAUUACGAGCCAUAGAUGAAUUACGUUGGUCACUGUUUUAUCUACGACAUUAUAUUUUAACUUGUCGUUUUGCUGAAGAAAAAAAUUGUCCGCAAAUAUUACAAAAAUUGCCUUCUUACAUGUAUGCAGAUCCAUAUAGCUACUCAAUACAAGAUUUAUUUAAAGCAAAGUCAGGUGAUUUAAUAAAAGUGCUUGAACCAAUCGUCUUAAAUUUACGUGAACAUGCAUUAAACUGUGCAUUAUGUUAUGCGAAAGGAUUUAUCUGUGAAAUAUGUAUGAACGAAAAGAGUAUUAUUUUUCCCUUUGAUUUAGACGUCACAAGUGUUUGCCAAGUAUGUCAAUCAUGCUUUCAUUUUCAAUGUCACGAGAGCAAAAAAUAUCAUUGCCCGAAAUGUCAAAGAAAUAAAAGUAGAAAUAAUCUUACAUCAUCAAAUCGAAGCAAUACACCAACCAAUAUUCAACAAGAAGAUGAUAUAGUUGCAUAG
Molecule: messenger RNA, 2562 nt
Organism: Rotaria socialis
Lineage: Eukaryota; Metazoa; Rotifera; Eurotatoria; Philodinida; Philodinidae
Source: the annotation of a GenBank genome assembly